AUGGCACAAUGCAUCUUCGGGACCAUCAACGUGGAGACCCGUUUUCCCUUGGCCCAUCCUGUCGAUAACCGAAAAUCUCGUUCUGACCUAGUUACUGAAGAUCCUAUGGGUCUGCCAAGUACCAAGAGCCUUCGCUUCCCCGUUACAGAACACGGCCGGGAUCUGAUUGAUUCCCUCAAUUAUUCUGGACAUCUUCUCCAGAUUUACCAAGACACUGGGUCCCUUGGACCGCAUCGACAGCCGGCGUCUACCGACAAUCGCGAAUAUCGUUUAAUUCGCAGCCCAAGUCGUUAUGCGAGAUUGAUCAUGUCAAACGAGAGCCGCGUGAUUUCCUCAAUCGGCCCUGAGAUCCGGAAAGAGGCGUUUUUAGUCCCCUCGUGCUGA
Molecule: messenger RNA, 384 nt
Organism: Fusarium poae
Lineage: Eukaryota; Fungi; Ascomycota; Sordariomycetes; Hypocreales; Nectriaceae
Exons: 1
Coding region: 1-384 (127 amino acids)
Source: RefSeq, a predicted model, not a curated record